Chara braunii is the source of this 1654-nucleotide messenger RNA. The record is from the annotation of a GenBank genome assembly. Lineage: Eukaryota; Viridiplantae; Streptophyta; Charophyceae; Charales; Characeae.
GCAUAGCAAAAGGCGCGACCGAAAAGCACAUAGCGAAACGCCUCGCGCCGGAAAAGGCCGGGAACGGAGCGGCUCGCGUUCGAGCCAUGCGGGUUGUGGACGGUGGCAUGCAGUCGAGGAGAGCGGGCAGGGGAAAAAAAAAGCGGGAGAAAGUGGUCGGGUCGGAAAAGGCCGGGAACGAAGCGGCUCCCGUUCGAGUCGUGCAGGUUGUAGACCGUGGCAUGGGGUCGGAGAGGGUGGUAUGCACUCAGCGAGCGCGGGCGCAGGCGAGAGGAGCGGGAGGAGGAGCGGCGUGGGAAACGGGGAGGGGGUUAGGAGCGGGAGGAGCACGACGGGAAACGGGAAGGGGCGGAGGAGGAGCGGGAGGAGGACUGGGAGAAGGGACGGGGAAUGAGCGGGAGCGGGGCUAUGGCGAGCGAAGAGAAGCGGGAGAAGGAGGGGGAUGCAGUCAGGGAGAGCGGGCAAAGGAAAAAAAAGUAGGAGGAAGUGGUCGGGUCGGAAAAGGCCGGGAACGAAGCGGCUCCCGUUCGAGUCGUGCGGGUUGUAGACCGUGGCAUGGGGUCGGAGAGGGUGGUAUGCACUCAGCGAGCGCGGGCGCAGGCGAUCGUUCGGGAGCGAAGCGGGAGGAGGAGAGGGAGGAGGAGCGGCAGGGGAAACGGGGAGGGGAGGAGGAGCGGGAGGAGGACUGGGAUAAGGGACGGGGAAGGAGCGGGAGCGGGGCUAUGGCGAGCGAAGAGGAGCAGGAGAAGGAGGGGGAUGCAGUCGGGGAAAGCGGGCAGGGGAAAAAAAAAGUGGGAGAAAGUGGUCGGGUCCGAAAAGGCCGGGAACGAAGCGGCUCCCGUUCGAGUCGUGCGGGUUGUAGACCGUGGCAUGCACUGGGUGAGCGCAGGCGCAGACGAUCGUUCGGGAGCGAAGCGGGAGGAGGAGAGGGAGGAGGAGCGGCAGGGGAAACGGGGAGGGGGUUAGGAGCACGAUGGGAAACGGGAAGGGGCGGAGGAGGAGCGGGAGGAGGGUUGGGAGAAGGGACGGGGAAGGAGCGGGAGCGGGGCUAUGGCGAGCGAAGAGGAGCGGGAGAAGGAGAGGGAUGCAGUCGGGGAGAACGGGCACGGGAAAAAAAAGUGGGAGGAAGUGGUCGGGUCAGAAAAGGUCGGGAACGAAGCGGCUCUCGUUCGAGUCGUGCGGGUUGUAGACCGUGGCAUGUGGUUGGAGAGGGUGGCAUGCACUCAGCAAGCGCGGGCGCAGACGAUCGUUCGGGAGCGAAGCGGGAGGAGGAGCGGCAGGGGAAACGGGGAGGGGGUUAUAAGCGGGAGGAGCACGACGGGAAACGGGAAGGGACGGAGGAGGAGCGGGAGGAGGACAAGGAGAAGGGACGGGGAAGGAGCGGGAGCGGGGCUAUGGCGAGCGAAAAGGAGCGGGAGGAUGGGGAGGAGGAAAGGGGGAAGAGCAGGAGAAGCAGUGGGAGAAGCAGCAGCAGGAGGAGUGGGAGGAGGAGCAAGAGGGGGAGCGGGAGAAAGAGAGGGAGGAGGAGACGGGGGACGAGUGGGAGAAGGAGCGGGAGCGGGGUUAUGGCGGGAUCUUUGUGUCGCAUUUUCGGAGGCGGGCAACCAAGACGCAAAGUGGGUUGUUAGGGGGGAAACAAAAUUGGGGGACCAGU